AUGGAGCACGAUACUCCGCAGGAGCGUAAACAUGUCGGGGUCCCCGCGUGUUGGCUAGGCCGGGAGGUUGCUAGACGGUGUGCAACCACACACACAUCACGAUUUCAUUUUGGCGAUUUGGCCUGGCCAGCCAGAUCACCUGAUAGCGGUCUGCCCCGCCAGACUUCUUUUUUGGGCUACCCGAAGUCCCGGGUAUGGGUACAGGUCGGAAAAUUACUCCGCGGCCAUUCGGAGACGGGCUCCGCAACCACACCCGCCCUCUCGGCACGCACUAGGAGGACCGCGGCUCAUAGUGCGUGUCGGGUGACGGUGCAGGAGUAUUGUCCGGUUUUUAGUGGCUCUGUUCAGGGCGACUCAAGAAAAGACCUCAAAGCUCUACAGCACCCUUUGGCUCUCUCUCUAAACUUUACUCUACUCGUUCUUUUCACUGUACUUUCAACCUCAUCGGCGGGAGUGCCGCCCUGUCUCCAGCUUCAUCGUCCGUCUACCAGCUGCGCCUACCGUCCAUCAGCAGCUCCAGCCACCGGCCGAUACACCAGAAUCGCCGGCCAACCUAUCAAGAGCUCCUGCCAGCCACCAGCAGGGCAGGUAGGGUAUAUUUCCUAUAGUAACUGGCAACCCACUUUUAAAAUGUCAAAAAUUGAUUCAGAUGGUUUUCAAAUAGUGAAAUCAAAACAUUCUUAUAAAAAUAAAGCCACUAAAUUACCUCAAAAACAAUUGAAUUUUAUGAAACAGGAACUGAACGUAGACGUGGAGCGAGUUACACGGCAAAUUAAAUCAGUUUUCGAAGAUUUACAACAUUCUUCAUAUCACAUAGAAGUGACCAAAUUAGUAAGUAAAACUCUAAAUGGAUUAUAUGUCAAAGAAAUAGUUUGUUUUGGUCUUGGCCAAAUUUCAGUAUGUAAUAUAUCUAGGCAUCAAUUGGCCUUUUUAUUGUGUCUGAAAGACUUCUGUAAACCGCAGAGAGUAUUAGUGCACGACCCAAUUUUUUCUAAAGGCGAGUGUGAAAUACUGAGGCACUUUGAUCUCGAUUUAAUAGAACAAAACAAUGAGGGAAGUUACAUAAUAUCUGAUGAAGGUAUCACCCUAUCGUACUUUCCUCAUUGUCCUAAGCAAUUGACUAAUAACUUUCUUUGGAGUAAUUGGUAUCCUAGUCUUCAAAACUGUAUAAUUAUUGGCAACAGUUUCAACUCUUUGAUUGAGAAUAAUCCAAGCAGAUUACUGUUAGAAACUGUCCCAUAUAUUUACAAAAUACAUCCUUACACCCAUGAAAGCGUCUUGGUAAAUAACUUUAAGUAUACAGAUAUAUUUAAUGACACUUCACUACAUUCAUUUCCAAAGGAGAAGCUAGACUUGGUUUCUAAAGAUUUCUGGAAUAAAGGUAGCAAACCAUUAUAUGAGGAUACAGAAGAAUUUAUUACAUCUCUGAUGGUUGCAAAGCUGAACAUCUGAUUUCUUUGAAGGUUUGAAUCAUGGCAUCUAUUACAUCAAAGCCGGCUCUUGUUACCCUCCGACAGCUGUUGUACGAAUUACGUCAGCAGAGUUCUACUAAAAGACUGUCAGAGAACCAAAUGGUACUGUACAUCUUCAAUCAAUAUAGGAAACACCAAACCACUGAUCAGCAGCUGUGCAAGGCAGCUGAAGAGAUGCACUACAGAGCCAAGACAUAUUACAAUUACCUUCAUUACGCUAGAAAAUACAAGGAAAUCAACACUGAAUUCAAGGGAAAAGGAGAGAGAUCAUUGCAGGAAACAGCAAAUAUGGUUGGAUUCAAAUUACCUCAUGAUCCGAAACCGUAGGGAUAGCAAACUGUACUAUGAAUUAACUACAUAAAAUGCAGAAAAUAAUUUUGUAAAUAAUAGAGG
Chilo suppressalis (striped riceborer) is the source of this 1865-nucleotide messenger RNA. The record is from the annotation of a GenBank genome assembly. Lineage: Eukaryota; Metazoa; Arthropoda; Insecta; Lepidoptera; Crambidae.